UAGCCGGUGGCUCGCAGAGUGAGUGUCAGAACAGGAAGCUGAGGCAGAAGCAGGGACUAUGCUGUAAGGCCCCUUUGUUAUUUUCCCCUUCCAGUGAGCCGAGAAUGAAUGUACGCUUUUAACAUCUCCUCUGCUUAGACAUCUCGACAGCUGCAUUAGCAAGACGAUCACCUUCCUUCUGCCUACCUAUGGACCCUGGCCCUCCUUGUGCUGAGACUUACAAUUCUCUUCCAGCACUUUCUUAUGCAAGAAGCUAAACGGUAAUUAAAAGGUACAGGAUGAAAAGAUGGCACAAUCAGUGCUGGUACCACCAGGACCUGACAGCUUUCGCUACUUCACCAGGGAAUCCCUUGCUGCUAUUGAGCAACGUAUUGCAGAAGAAAAAGCUACAAAACCCAAACAAGGACGAAAGGAUGAGGAUGAUGAAAAUGGCCCCAAAGCAAAUAGUGAUUUGGAAGCAGGAAAAUCCCUCCCAUUUAUUUAUGGAGACAUUCCACCCGGAAUGGUGUCAGAGCCCUUGGAGGACCUGGAUCCAUACUAUAUCAAUAAAAAAACUUUUAUAGUAUUGAAUAAAGGGAAGGCAAUCUUCCGAUUCAGUGCCACAUCUGCCCUGUACAUUUUAACUCCUUUCAACCCUAUUAGAAAAAUAGCUAUAAAGAUUUUGGUACAUUCAUAUCCUUUUUCAAGUGGUUUUCACAUGCUCAUUAUGUGUACUAUUCUGACCAAUUGUGUGUUUAUGACCAUGAGUAACCCUCCGGACUGGACAAAGAAUGUAGAGUACACAUUCACAGGAAUUUAUACUUUUGAAUCACUUAUAAAAAUUCUUGCAAGGGGCUUCUGUUUAGAAGGAUUCACUUUUCUUCGGGACCCCUGGAACUGGCUUGAUUUCACUGUCAUUACUUUUGCAUAUGUGACAGAGUUUGUGGACCUGGGCAAUGUCUCAGCGUUGAGAACAUUCAGAGUUCUCCGAGCAUUGAAAACUAUUUCGGUCAUUCCAGGAUUAAAGACUAUUGUGGGAGCUCUGAUCCAAUCAGUGAAGAAACUUUCUGAUGUCAUGAUCCUGACUGUAUUUUGCCUGAGUGUAUUUGCACUCAUUGGGCUCCAGCUGUUCAUGGGCAACCUGAGGAAUAAAUGUUUGCAAUGGCCCCCAGAUAACUCUACCUUUGAAAUAAACAUUACUUCCUACUUUAAUAGCUCAUGGGAUGGAAAUGGUACCUAUUAUAAUAAGACAGUGAGCAUGUUUAACUGGGAUGACUACAUUGAGGACAGAAGUCAUUUUUACAUUUUGGAAGGGCAAAAUGAUGCAUUGCUUUGUGGUAACAGCUCUGAUGCAGGCCAGUGUCCAGAAGGAUAUAUAUGUGUGAAAGCUGGCAGAAACCCUAACUAUGGCUACACAAGCUUUGACACCUUCAGUUGGGCUUUCUUGUCCCUAUUUCGACUGAUGACGCAGGACUUCUGGGAAAAUCUUUAUCAACUGACACUUCGUGCAGCUGGCAAGACAUACAUGAUCUUUUUUGUCCUGGUUAUUUUCUUGGGCUCUUUCUACCUUAUAAACUUGAUCCUGGCUGUGGUUGCUAUGGCCUAUGAGGAACAAAAUCAAGCCACCUUGGAGGAGGCAGAGCAGAAGGAGGCUGAGUUUCAGCAGAUGUUGGAACAACUUAAGAAACAACAGGAAGAAGCUCAGGCAGCCGCAGCAGCAGCAUCUGCAGAAUCAAGAGAAUUUAGUGGAGGUGGCGGGGUAGGAGGCUUCUCAGAGAGCUCUUCCGAAGCAUCAAAGUUGAGCUCAAAAAGUGCAAAAGAAAGGAGGAACCGGAGAAAGAAAAGAAAACAGAAAGAACAGUCUGGAGAAGAAGAGAAACAAGAAGAGGAAUUCCACAAAUCUGAAUCAGAAGAUAGUAUCAGAAAGAAAGGUUUUCGUUUUUCCAUCGAAGGAAAUCGCCUGACCUAUGAAAAGAGGUUCUCUUCUCCCCACCAGUCUUUAUUGAGCAUCCGUGGCUCUCUUUUUUCUCCAAGACGCAACAGCCGGACCAGCAUUUUCAGCUUCAGGGGUCGAGCAAAAGAUAUUGGCUCUGAAAAUGACUUUGCUGAUGAUGAGCACAGUACUUUUGAAGACAAUGAUAGUAGAAGAGAUUCCCUGUUUGUUCCACACAGACAUGGAGAACGACGCCACAGUAAUGUUAGUCAGGCUAGCCGGUCAUCUCGGGUGCUGCCCAUAUUGCCAGUGAAUGGGAAAAUGCACAGCUCAGUGGAUUGUAAUGGUGUGGUUUCUCUGGUUGGUGGACCUUCAGCCCUGACAUCACCAACUGGACAACUCCUGCCAGAGGGCACCACUACAGAAACAGAAAUAAGAAAGAGACGAUCUAGUUCUUAUCAUGUGUCCAUAGAUUUGCUAGAAGACCCUUCUGGAAGGCAAAGAGCAAUGAGUAUAGCCAGUAUACUUACCAACACAAUGGAAGAACUUGAAGAAUCCAGACAGAAAUGCCCACCAUGCUGGUAUAAAUUUGCUAACACAUGUUUGAUCUGGGAUUGCUGUGAACCAUGGCUCAAAGUAAAGCACAUUGUCAGUCUCAUUGUGAUGGACCCAUUUGUUGACCUGGCAAUUACCAUCUGCAUUGUCCUGAAUACACUCUUCAUGGCCAUGGAACAUUAUCCUAUGACUGAACAGUUUAGUGGGGUUCUUUAUGUAGGAAACCUGGUUUUUACUGGAAUCUUCACAGCAGAAAUGUUUCUCAAGAUAAUUGCCAUGGAUCCUUAUUAUUAUUUCCAAGAAGGCUGGAAUAUUUUUGAUGGUUUUAUUGUCAGCCUUAGUUUAAUGGAACUUGGCCUGGCAAAUGUGGAAGGAUUAUCUGUCCUCCGAUCAUUCAGACUGCUUCGAGUUUUCAAGUUGGCAAAAUCAUGGCCUACAUUGAACAUGUUGAUAAAAAUCAUUGGUAACUCCGUGGGGGCUCUGGGAAACCUGACCUUGGUGUUGGCCAUCAUUGUCUUCAUUUUUGCUGUGGUCGGCAUGCAGCUUUUUGGCAAGAGCUACAAAGAAUGUGUCUGCAAGAUCUCCAAUGACUGUGAACUUCCACGCUGGCACAUGCAUGACUUCUUCCAUUCCUUCCUGAUUGUGUUCCGGGUGCUGUGUGGAGAAUGGAUAGAGACUAUGUGGGACUGUAUGGAGGUGGCAGGUCAAACCAUGUGCCUUACUGUCUUCAUGAUGGUUAUGGUGAUUGGGAACCUAGUGGUCCUGAACCUGUUUCUGGCCUUGCUGUUAAGCUCCUUUAGUUCAGACAACCUUGCUGCCACAGAUGAUGACAAUGAAAUGAACAAUCUCCAGAUUGCUGUGGGAAGGAUGCAGAAGGGGAUAGAUUAUGUGAAAAGAAAAUUACGUGAAUUUAUUCAGAAAGCUUUUGUUAGAAAACAGAAAGCUUUGGAUGAAGUCAAACCACUUGAGGAUUUGAACAAUAAGAAAGAUAGCUGUAUUUCUAACCAUACCACAGUAGAAAUAGGCAAAGAUCUGAAUUAUCUUAAAGAUGGAAAUGGGACAACCAGUGGAAUAGGCAGCAGUGUUGAAAAAUAUGUUAUUGAUGAAAGUGACUACAUGUCAUUCAUAAACAACCCCAGCCUCACUGUAACAGUCCCAAUUGCUGUUGGAGAAUCUGACUUUGAGAAUUUGAAUACAGAAGAAUUCAGCAGUGAAUCGGAUCUAGAAGAAAGCAAAGAGAAGUUAAAUGCAUCUAGUUCAUCUGAAGGUAGUACAGUGGAUGUAGGAGCCCCUGCAGAAGGAGAACAGCCUGAAGUAGAGCCUGAAGAAACCCUGGAACCAGAAGCCUGCUUCACAGAAGGCUGUGUACGGAAGUUCAAAUGUUGUCAGGUCAGCAUAGAAGAGGGCAGAGGAAAACUCUGGUGGAACUUAAGAAAAACUUGCUAUAAGAUAGUAGAACAUAACUGGUUUGAGACCUUCAUUGUCUUCAUGAUUCUCCUAAGUAGUGGUGCUCUGGCCUUUGAAGACAUAUAUAUUGAACAACGAAAAACAAUUAAGACAAUGUUGGAAUAUGCUGACAAGGUUUUCACAUACAUUUUCAUUCUGGAAAUGCUUCUCAAGUGGGUUGCAUAUGGUUUCCAAAUGUAUUUUACUAAUGCAUGGUGCUGGCUGGACUUUCUGAUUGUUGAUGUCUCUUUGGUUAGCUUAACUGCAAAUGCCUUGGGCUACUCGGAGCUGGGUGCCAUCAAAUCUCUACGAACACUAAGAGCUUUGAGACCCCUAAGAGCCUUAUCUCGGUUUGAAGGGAUGAGGGUGGUCGUGAAUGCCCUUUUAGGUGCAAUCCCCUCUAUCAUGAAUGUACUUCUGGUGUGUCUAAUAUUUUGGCUAAUAUUCAGCAUCAUGGGAGUAAAUCUUUUUGCUGGCAAGUUUUAUCACUGCAUUAACACCACUACUGGAGAGAUGUUUGACAUAAGUGUUGUCAACAAUUUGAGUGAAUGCCAGGCCCUUAUAGAUAGUAAUCAAACAGCCCGAUGGAAAAAUGUGAAAGUAAACUUUGAUAAUGUGGGACUUGGAUACCUUUCCUUGUUACAAGUGGCUACAUUUAAAGGAUGGAUGGAUAUCAUGUAUGCAGCUGUUGAUUCAAGAAAUGUAGAGUGGCAACCCAAGUAUGAAGACAAUCUAUACAUGUAUCUUUAUUUUGUCAUCUUUAUUAUUUUUGGGUCGUUCUUCACUCUGAAUCUCUUCAUUGGUGUCAUCAUAGAUAACUUCAACCAACAGAAAAAGAAGUUUGGAGGUCAAGAUAUCUUUAUGACAGAAGAACAAAAGAAAUACUACAAUGCCAUGAAAAAACUAGGCUCCAAGAAACCACAAAAACCUAUACCUCGACCUGCGAAUAAAUUCCAGGGAAUGGUCUUUGAUUUUGUAACCAGACAAGUCUUUGAUAUCAGCAUCAUGAUUCUCAUCUGCCUCAACAUGGUCACCAUGAUGGUGGAGACUGAUGAUCAGAGUCAAGAAAUGACUAACAUUCUUUAUUGGAUUAAUUUGGUGUUCAUUGUCCUCUUCACUGGAGAAUGUGUGCUGAAACUGAUAUCUCUCCGCUACUAUUAUUUCACCAUAGGCUGGAACAUUUUUGAUUUUGUGGUGGUCAUUCUCUCCAUUGUUGGUAUGUUUCUAGCAGAGCUGAUAGAAAAAUAUUUUGUGUCCCCUACCCUCUUCCGUGUAAUCCGUCUUGCCAGGAUUGGACGAAUCCUCCGUCUUAUCAAAGGAGCAAAGGGUAUCCGUACACUUCUCUUUGCUUUGAUGAUGUCCCUCCCUGCUCUGUUUAACAUUGGGCUCCUGCUCUUCCUGGUCAUGUUUAUCUAUGCCAUCUUUGGAAUGUCCAACUUCGCUUAUGUCAAGAGGGAAGUUGGAAUUGAUGACAUGUUCAACUUUGAGACCUUUGGCAACAGCAUGAUCUGCCUCUUCCAAAUUACCACAUCAGCUGGUUGGGAUGGUUUGCUUGCACCCAUUCUUAACAGUGGACCCCCAGACUGUGACCCUGAAAAAGAUCACCCUGGAAGCUCAGUCAAAGGAGAUUGUGGCAACCCCUCUGUUGGGAUUUUCUUUUUUGUUAGUUACAUCAUCAUCUCAUUCCUGGUGGUGGUAAACAUGUACAUCGCUGUAAUCCUGGAGAACUUCAGUGUUGCUACUGAAGAAAGUGCUGAGCCACUGAGUGAAGAUGACUUUGAGAUGUUCUAUGAGGUUUGGGAGAAGUUUGAUCCAGAUGCUACCCAGUUCAUUGAAUUCUGUAAGCUCUCUGAUUUUGCAGCCGCCCUCGAUCCACCUCUUCUUAUAGCAAAACCAAACAAGGUCCAACUCAUAGCCAUGGACCUGCCCAUGGUAAGUGGGGACCGAAUUCACUGCCUUGACAUCUUAUUUGCUUUUACAAAGCGUGUUUUAGGAGAGAGUGGAGAGAUGGAUGCUCUCCGAAUACAGAUGGAAGAGCGGUUCAUGGCUUCUAAUCCUUCCAAAGUCUCUUAUGAGCCAAUCACCACCACUCUGAAACGCAAACAAGAGGAAGUGUCAGCAAUUAUCAUUCAGCGGGCUUACCGGCGUCACCUCUUGAGGCAAAAAGUUAAAAAAGUUUCAUGUAUAUAUAAAAAAGACAAAAGUAAAGAAGGCAAUGGACUGCCUAUCAAAGAAGAUAUGAUAAUUGAUAAACUGAAUGAUAAUUCCACCCCGGAGAAAACUGAUGUGACCCCUUCCACCACCUCUCCACCUUCCUAUGAUAGCGUAACAAAACCUGAAAAGGAAAAAUAUGAAAAAGACAAAACAGAAAAGGAAGACAAAGGGAAAGAUGUCAGGGAAAGCAAAAAGUAAAAAGAAAAAAAAGAAAGGAGGAAAAAAGAAACAAAGAAUAUUCCCUUUUUUGACCAUUUGUUUACAGCCUGUGAAGGUGAAGUAUUUGUGUCAACAGGACUCCUUAAAGGAGAUUUAUGCCAAACUGACUGUUUUUACAAAUACAUACUUAAGGUCAGUGCCUAUCACAAGACAGUGACCGCUCGUCAGUCAACUGUGACUCUGUAAGGCAGAGUAACAAUCCUGACCAGUGGUUCCUGUUUUCACUACCAGCUGACACUGCUGAAGAGGAGAGACAAAAUGGCUACACAGACUGUAGGGACUAGACAAAGGAGUGAAAAGUUAAAAUUUUAUGUAUGUUUAACAUAUGACACUUGACUACGGUAAUCGUAUCCACUGCUUAUGUUUCAACUGCCACAUCUGCCAUAUUUUUACAGAAUCUGUGUUGGUGAAUUUCUUUUUUUUAAUUCACAGGUUGUUUACUAUUAUAUGUGACUAUUUUUGUAAAUGGGUUUUAUGUUGGGGGGAUAUGGGUUCAAGGGAGGGCAGACUACAAUUCUCUAUUGUACAGACAGAAAUGAUUUGCAUGAAGGCAUGUCUCACUGCUAGCUCAUGCACGGGAAAACAUUACAUCACAAAAAGAAACAGCUUAACUACUUCAUGUUUCAGGAUGUUUCUAAAUUUUGAGGUGCUUAAAUAGCGAUUUACGUUUAAGGUGUCUCAUCCAGACAAAUCUUAAUGUGCCUGUAAAAGUCCUGUAGAAUCCACAAGAAUUAAAGAGUUGUUUUAUUUUUACACAAUCCAUUAUAUGUGUGUAUAUAUUUAUAUUUGGAUAUAAAUAUAUAUAUUAAAGUUGGUUCAGAUUGUCACUCAGAGUCCCGGCAGCACGAAUUUAUGUUCUCAGUAAGUGUCCUUUGGCAUAAAACAAAAAUACCCUAGUAGUCUUUCUGAGGAAAUGAAAUUGACCCCAAAACAUAAACAUACACAUACAUACACAAAGCCCUUUCUAAAGUUAAUUCUGCUUUCUCCUGCAGUAUUGUUUAGCCAUCUUCUGCUCUGGGCAAGGCUGACACAGUAGGUAUCCAAAAAUUAACAAGCGAACAAACAAAAGUCUACUAUGUAAAUAAUAAUUUUACCUAGUGGUGCAUGUUUGAGCAAUGAAUUUUUUUAAAAAAUAAGAUAAAAUAAUGACCUGAGCGCAGUAUUUAUUGCAUCAAAUAUGUACCACAGUAAGUGUAGUUUGCAAGCUUUCAACAGGUAUUAUGAUGUAAUUGGUACCAUUAUUAAUAGUUCGGGAGCUAUCACUGAUGCAUGUUUUAUCUUGCCUAUAUGCUGCUGUAUCUUACUCCUUCCACUGUUCAGAAGUCUAAUAUGGGAAGCCAUAUGUCAGUGGUAAAGUGAAACCAAUCGUUCAACUGAGACCUCAUUCCUCCAUGUCAUUAAGCAAUAGGUUGCAGCAAUCUUAAGAGCUUUUUGCUUUGCAUUCUUCAAUUUUAAGUGAAUUCUGUGCAGUAUAUAGAAAGACUGUACAGACACGUUGCCAGCUGCUUAAAUCUGUCUAAAAAAAUUAUAUGGCUAGAGUUUUCUAAUAAAAUAUAAAUACUGUAAAAAGUUCAUUUUAUUUUAUUUUUCAGCAUUUUGUACAUAAAAUAAGAAAUUACAAUUAUCUGCCAGUUUAUGUCACAGUCACUUUUGUUACUUUCUGUCCGUAGCACUUUUUAAAUUGAAGCACUUCACAAAAGAAGAUAUAAAGACAAGGAUGAGUCAUCGAUUUCUGCUUUUUUUUUCCAGUAGUACUGUAUAUUUGCACACAUAUUAAUUAAUGUGAAAUAAUUCUCAAAAUGAGGACAAAAUUCACUUGCUUCCAAAUAGUAAUAUUGUGUUGUGGAAAGGGGUGGGUGGGUGGGUAAGAUGAACUGUGAUUUCUAGCACUGCCUAAUUCACAAGAUUGAGUCUACUGUCUUUAGGUCAUGAAACCAUUUCUUUUUUUUCCAGAGUUUGUUUCCCCAGACUACUCUUAUUCUUGUUGAUUCAUACUGCACUAAGGCCUGUUCUAAAGAUGAGGUAGCUCCACAUCCUGUUUCCACAAGAACCAAGUAUUGGUUUAUAUUCAAUCAGAUCAGGACAUUAUGUGUUUCUUACCCAAGCAAAAAGUUUAGUGUAGAUUCCUUUUUACUAAAGCUAUUGACUUGUAGUGUGUUGGUGAACUGCAUGUAGGAAAAUGCUAUUACCAUAAAGAACGGUAAACCACAUUACAAUCAAACCAAAAGAAUUUUGUUUUGUUUUGCUAAAUUGCAUUUGAUUGUUUCUGUCUUUGUUUCUAUCUUUGAAAAUAUGAGUUAAGGAUAGAUUUCUAUAAUGUAAAAAAAGAUCUCAGAGAAAAAUAAAUGUAAAGAAAACUAAAAUUAAAGAUAAUUCAUUCAUCUUUUAAAUUUUUCAUGGAAUGGGAAAUGAAUUUGAUUGCUUAACUUAAGAUGGCUGUUCUGAAUAUCAAAUUUUAAUAUUUGACUGAAUACCUGGAAGUAGUGUCGGGCAGAGUGGUGGAAAGUUAUAUAAAUUAAUAAAAAUUUUACUAACAUUUUAA
This is a messenger RNA of Monodelphis domestica (gray short-tailed opossum), 8888 nucleotides long. The record is from RefSeq and is a predicted model, not a curated record. Lineage: Eukaryota; Metazoa; Chordata; Mammalia; Didelphimorphia; Didelphidae.